Enterobius vermicularis (human pinworm) is the source of this 558-nucleotide messenger RNA. NCBI's taxonomy places the organism in Eukaryota, Metazoa, Nematoda, Chromadorea, Rhabditida, Oxyuridae. The record is from the annotation of a GenBank genome assembly.
AUGGCUUCAAAUGGUGGAAGAACUCGACAAAGCGCUCACGUUUCUGUAAACCGCACGAGUGUUGUCUGUAAAAAGUCUUACGGUAGCUGUCGUUUAAAUAUAACCUCUAGCAAAAACAUAGAAAAGGUCGAACGACGUUUCCAAACAUUUGAGGAAGAAGCGAGGCAACAUAAAGCACUUUCGGAGAGCCUAGAUGUAAUAGAGGCGAGAAAUGUUGUCAGUAGUAAUCGAGAAAUCGCACUCAAAGACCUUGCAUUUGUGACAGCUGCAACUCAAGAUCAUCUGGAAGAAGCCUACAAGUCUUAUGGUGACUACCAUUUAAACAUAACGUCUAGCAAAAACAUAGAAAAGGUCGAACAGCGUUUCCAAGCACUUGAGGAAGAAACGAGAAAACUUAAACCACUUUUGGAGAGCCUAGAUGUGAUAGAGCCAAAAAACGUUGUCAGUAGUGUUCGAGAAGUUGCACUCAAAGAUCUUGCAUUUGUGACAGCUGCAACUCGAGAUCAUCUGGGAGAAGCCUACAAGUGCGUUUCUUCAACAAACUGUGGUACUUCAUAA